Schistosoma mattheei is the source of this 926-nucleotide messenger RNA. Lineage: Eukaryota; Metazoa; Platyhelminthes; Trematoda; Strigeidida; Schistosomatidae. The record is from the annotation of a GenBank genome assembly.
CAAGAUGAUACGCUCAAGGAUGCAUUUCAAUGCUAAAAUACAAUAAUGACUUUCUAGAGUGUAAAGGGUUACGAAACCACUUUACACAAUGAUAUUACGGUUAAAUAGAUGCUAAAAGUCAGAUGCCUUUUAGCACGACGAAUGUGACUCAUUUCCAAUUCUCGAAAGAUUUUUACGUCCCUUUUUCUCAGAAUCACUGUAAAGACAUCUUUUUGAAGCGGGGUGGUAAAAUGAAAUGUUUCUUGAUAGAGCGUUGAAUUAACACUAAGAAGUUACUACAUGUGUGACCACAGCAUUGGUGGUCAUUGUUGUCAUUCGCAUAAAGCCGAUAAUUCCCCAUCGUUUAGCUUGUACUGGUUUAUUGAUACAAAUAAUGUAGAAUGUUUAAAUGAAUCUGUUUCUGGAAGUGGUAAACUUGUUUUCAAGCCUUAUGAGGAUCGUAAAGAUUCAACUGUUUAUGUUGAAAGUGAUGUUGAUCAGGAAUUGUUAUUUAAUAUACCGUUUACUGGAAAUAUAAAACUAAUGAGUAUUAUUAUUUCUGGUGCUGAUACCGAACAACAUCCAAGUCAAGUGUCGUUGUACAAAAAUAAACCUUUCAUGACAUUUGAAGAUUUAAGUGCUGAAUGUGAACAAUCACUCGAAUUAACUGUUGAUCCAAAUGGUGAAGUGAUAUAUCCAUUGAAAAUUUCACGAUUUUCUAAUGUGCAAACGCUGAGUUUACAUUUCAGUGCUAAUUACGGGGGUGAUACAACACGGAUUCACUACAUUGGCUUGCGGGGAGAUUAUACACCAGCACCGAGACGAGAAGCUGUUAUUACAAAUUACGAAGUAACUCCAAAUGUUUCCGAUUUAAAAGACAACAUAUUACAAACCCAGAGUCGUUUUGUUGAAUAAAUAUAAGUCUUUUGUUGUCACAUGUUUUUUCU